UGCAUCCCAUUCGUCAGACGCCGGGUCCUCUCCACCUCAGCGUCCAGCCCUACAAAAACCCCAGGGCUCCUCCAGAGCCCAGCCCCCCUUCGUCUUGCUGAAUUUGAUGCACGGCCAGAGGAAGGAGAGCUUAAGAUGAAGAUCACGGCGGCGAUGGCGAAAAUGAAGGUGAAUUCACUCCAGGCAUUGCUGCUCCUGUCGCUGCUCCUGCUCAAUCUCUUCGAAUCUGAAUCCGCAGUCGCCAGUAUAGAUCUCGGCUCCGAAUCGUUCAAGGUCGCGGUAGUCAACCUUAAACCUGGCCAGCCUCCGAUCUCGAUCGCCAUUAACGAGAUGUCCAAGCGUAAAACCCCCACCCUUAUCAGUUUCCACGCAGAUUCUCGGUUGAUCGGCGAGGAAUCGCUCAACCUCCUGGCUCGUUAUCCCAACAAGGUGUAUUCUCAUCUUCCGUCUCUCCUCGGGAAAUCCUAUAGUUUUACGAGAGAUUUUCUCCGAAGGCUUUAUCUGAAUUACGAGGCUGUACCCGAUGAUACGCGAGAUGUGGCGGUUUUUAAAGCCGAGGCAGGGGAGUUCGGCAAUUUCACGGCGGAGGAACUAGUGGCGAUGAUACUCAAGUAUGCUGCAGGGCUGGCGGAUACUCAUACAAAGACGUCGGUGAAGGACGUGGUGAUCACAGUGCCGCCUUUUACAGGUGUGGCGGAGAGAAGGGCAAUGCUGGUCGCCGCGGAUUUGGCAGGGCUGAAUGUGCUGGCAUUGGUGAAUGAGCAUUCUGGGGCUGCUUUGCAGUAUGGAAUCGAUAAGGAUUUCUCAAAUGGAUCAAGGCAUGUGGUGUUUUAUGACAUGGGGGCGAGCAGUACUUACGCUGCCUUGGUAUAUUUUUCAGCAUACAAUGCUAAGGAAUUCGGGAAGACCAUUUCCGUCAAUCAAUUUCAGGUAAAGGAAGUAAAGUGGGAUUCAGAACUUGGUGGUCAGAAUAUGGAAUUGAGACUGGUGGAGCAUUUUGCUGAUGAGUUCAACAAGCAACUUGGAAAUGAGGCUGACAUUAGGAAUUCUCCCAAGGCAAUGGCUAAACUGAAGAAACAAGUAAAGCGUACGAAAGAAAUCUUGAGUGCCAAUACCAUGGCUCCGAUCUCAGUAGAGUCCCUUUACGAUGAUAUUGACUUCAGGAGUACAAUAACUCGAGAAAAGUUUGAAGAGCUUUGUGGAGACCUGUGGGACAGAGCCCUUGUUCCUCUUAAAGAGGUUCUCAAGGACUCUGGAUUGAAUGUUGAUGAUCUAUAUGCUGUGGAGUUGAUUGGCGGUGCUACUCGUGUCCCGAAGUUGCAGGCUAAACUUCAAGAAUUUCUUGGGAGGAAGGAGUUGGACAAACAUCUAGAUGCAGAUGAGGCGAUUGUUUUAGGCGCCUCAUUACAUGCUGCAAAUUUAAGUGAUGGAAUCAAAUUGAAUCGUAAACUUGGAAUGGUUGAUGGUUCUACUUAUGGAUUUGUGUUUGAGCUGAAUGGUGAUGGCCUUUCAAAAGAUGAAAACCCCAGACAGCUGAUUGUACCAAGAAUGAAAAAGCUACCUAGCAAGAUGUUCAGAUCUGUUGUUCACAACCAAGAUUUUGAAGUCACACUUGCUUAUGAGAGUGAAGAACUGAUUCCACAGGGUGCAUCUCCCAUAUUUGCACAAUAUGAUGUCUUAGGACUUAAAGAUGCUAGUGAAAGGUACUCAACAAGGAACCUUUCCUCCCCGAUCAAAGCCAACUUACACUUCUCUCUCAGUAGAAGCGGUGUAUUUUCCUUAGAUCGAGCAGAAGCUGUUGUUGAAAUAACCGAGUGGGUUGAAGUCCCACGAAAGAAUCUCACAGUGGACAACUCAACAUCCACUGCUUCCAACAAUACCGAUAGUAAUUCUGGGAACUCCGCGGAGGAGAGCAGUGAUAAAGUGGGGACUAAUAAUGACAAUACCAACUCAUCAGAUUCCAGUGUUAAUGGUUCUGACAGUCUCGAUUUCGGUACUGAAAAGAAGUUGAAAAAGCGGACCUUCCGAGUUCCCCUUAAGGUUAGUGAAAAGACAAAAGGACCUGGAAUGCCUCUUUCAAAAGAAUCUCUCUCUGAGGCUAAACGCAAAUUAGAAGUAUUGAACAAAAAGGAUGCUGAAAGGAAGAGAACUGCUGAAUUGAAAAAUGACCUAGAAGGAUAUAUAUAUUCUACUAAAGACAAGCUUGGAUCUGAGGAGUUUGAAAAAGUAUCCACUGACCAAGAGCGGCAAUCUUUUCUUGAAAAGCUUAAUGAGGUGGAAGAUUGGUUGUAUACUGAUGGUGAAGAUGCUUCUGCCACUGAAUUUCAAGGACGUCUAGACAUGUUGAAAGCCUUGGGGAAUCCCAUAUCUUUUAGAUAUGAUGAACUUACUGCUCGGCCUGCUGCAUCUGAACAUGCGAAGAGAUACCUAGCAGAGUUACAACAGAUUGUUCAAGGAUGGGAGAAAGACAAACCUUGGCUGCCAAGGGAGAGAAUAGAUGAGGUGGUACAAGAAGGUGAAAAGUUGAGGAAUUGGCUGGGUGAAAAAGAGGCAGAGCAGAAGAAGACUUCUGGUUAUAGCAAACCUGCAUUUACAUCUGAUGAAGUAUACGGGAAGAUUCUCGAUCUCCAGGAAAAGGUUACAAAAGUUAACAAAAUUCCGAAGCCAAAGCCGAAAAUUGAGAAACCAAUCAAGGUAGAGAUUGAGAGCGAUAGUGACAAAUCAAGUGCCACUGAUUCCCCAUCCGGUGAUGAGCCACCAACAUCUUCUACCACAGAGGACCACACCAAGUCUGAUCAGGCUGAAACUGAAUCAGGCUCCCAGCCCCACGACGAGUUGUGAUCAACAUACAGUGAUGUGCCAUGACAAACUACAAGACACUGCCAUGGAUAGAGGUAGUAAGUGAUGAAUAUGAUGAUGGUUAGAGAGAGAGGGAGAGAGAGAGAGAGAGAGAGAGACAACAGGCAUAGAGUCGAGCCCGGUUAUUUUAUGACAGGCUUUUCCAUGGAAUUCUUUGCAAUAUCAUGCUUCUGCUAUUUAACUACGUCCUUUGUAUUUUGUAGUAGUAUUAAGAACAAACAGCGUGGGUAUCAUACCACACAUUUUGGCAGAGGGAGAGAGAGCAAUGCAAUGCUCGGUACAUUGUUUAGUUGUUAAUAUAGAGGACUAGUGUUCUUGCCAUAGUAUUUUGUUUCAUUCAAGGGAAAUAUUCAAAUCAAUAA
Messenger RNA from Andrographis paniculata, 3221 nucleotides. RefSeq names its product heat shock 70 kDa protein 17. The transcript has 14 exons. The record is from RefSeq and is a predicted model, not a curated record. Gene Ontology annotation, cellular component: endoplasmic reticulum chaperone complex. NCBI's taxonomy places the organism in Eukaryota, Viridiplantae, Streptophyta, Magnoliopsida, Lamiales, Acanthaceae. The coding region runs from base 136 to 2841 and encodes 901 amino acids. Gene Ontology annotation, biological process: cellular response to hypoxia; negative regulation of hypoxia-induced intrinsic apoptotic signaling pathway; endoplasmic reticulum unfolded protein response. Gene Ontology annotation, molecular function: ATP binding; ATP-dependent protein folding chaperone.